Zonotrichia albicollis (white-throated sparrow) is the source of this 3254-nucleotide messenger RNA. The record is from RefSeq and is a predicted model, not a curated record. Lineage: Eukaryota; Metazoa; Chordata; Aves; Passeriformes; Passerellidae.
UGCUCUGUGAGCUGUGAGCGGCUGCCUCAGAGGAAUUGUCCAGGCAGAGCCUGAAGGAUCCAGGAUCACAGCACUCCCCAGGUACUCCUGUCUCCUCUGCCUAUGGAUGCUGCUGGCACCAAGGACACAGCUCCUCUCCCAACACCCACCUUUGUGGAAAUAAAAAUCCCCAAGCAGCCCAACACGUUUUCAGCCAGGAGUGCAAACCAUGACUGAACGCCCAAGGCCUGGACACCCACUCUGCUUCUCCCUCACCAAAAAGAUGUCCAACAACACAACAGAGGCCCCCAGCAGCGCUCCCCGAGCCCUCCUAGGCCUGUUCCUGGGCAGCAUCUCCCUGAUCACCAUUGUCAUGAACAUCCUGGUGCUGUGUGCCGUGAGGACGGAGAAGAAGCUGCAGACCGUGGGCAAUUUAUACAUCGUGAGCCUCUCCAUCGCCGACCUGAUCGUGGGGGCGGCCGUCAUGCCCCUCAACAUCGUGGACCUGCUGAGCUCCCGGUGGCCCCUGGGGCUGGCAGCCUGCUUGUUCUGGCUCUCCAUGGAUUACGUGGCCAGCACGGCCUCCAUUUUCAACCUCUUCAUCCUGUGCAUGGACCGGUACCGCUCGGUGCAGCAGCCGCUCCGGUACCUCAAGUACCGCACCAAGAUGAGGGCCUCGCUGCUCAUCCUGGGGGUCUGGCUGCUCUCCUUCACCUGGCUCAUCCCCAUCCUGGGCUGGCACGUCUUUGCCAACAACGGGCACAGGAAGGUGCAGGGGAACAAGUGUGAGACGGAGUUCUUCACGGUGACCUGGUUCAAAGUGCUGGCGGCCAUCUUUAACUUCUACCUGCCCUCACUGCUGAUGCUGUGGUUCUACUGCAGAAUCUUCUGCACUGUUCGAAAGCACUGCCAGCACAGAGAGCUCAGCAAUGGCUCCUACUGGUCCUCCGUGGAAAAAACCACCACUCCUCAGACCAAGACGAAGGAUGAGAAAAAUAUCUGCCUCCAGGAGCAAGUCAUAGGUGGGAACACCCCCGGUGCAGAAAAGAAAAACUCUCCAGAGCCCCAUAAAGUGGAGGCAGAGCUUUGUUUCAGCCAUCCUGACGGAGCUUCAAAGGCCCUGAGUAAUGGGAAAGUCCUGAACUGGAGCUGCUUCUCUCUCAGCACAGCCAAGGCUGAGCCUGGCGUGGAUAAAGCGGGGAAGAGGAGAGUGUGUGCCACGGAAAACCCUGGGAAUGAGGAGCAGCCUGGCUGCCAGGACAGUGACUCCAGCGGGGCCUCAGACCACCACACCUUCACUGAGGUGGCAGAGCCCAGCCCCAGAGGAGCCUGCUGUCCUCAGGGGAGGACGGAGCGCAGGGACUCGAGGGGAAUGGCAUUCCUGAGGAAAACCUGGCACACCCUGCACGGGCGCUCCAGGAGCAUCCAGUGGCACGGGAACAGGGAGAGGAAGGCAGCCAGGCAGCUGGGGGUGAUCAUGGCAGCCUUCAUGCUCUGCUGGAUCCCCUACUUCGUGCUCUUCAUGGUGAUAACCUUCCACGACCACAAGCAGCUCUCAGAGCUGCACAGGGCCACCAUAUGGCUGGGCUACAUCAACUCCACCUUGAACCCGUUCCUCUACCCUCUCUGCAACCAGAAUUUCAAAAAGACUUUUAAAAAGAUCCUUCACAUUCAUUGAUGCUGGUCUGGGGUUUUGGAGCUAAAGUGCAGCUCAGGAUUUCGACCAAACAAAAUGUUCUGGUUCCAAAGCAUGGGUUCCCCAUUAACAGUGAAAGACUUUGGCAAACUGUAAUCUCUAAAAGUGGGAAAUGUGCAUUUAAUAGUCUUAACACAUUUAAAGAGCAACUUUAGGUCAAGAAUCUGAAAACCUCAAGGUCAGUACAUGAACUGUUACACUGUUGUCAACCUUUCACCGCUUGAAACCACCACUUCCUUCACAGAAACCUCUUCAGUGAUUAUAAAUUAGUCAGCUACAGAAAAGGAAGAAAUCACAUUUCUGUCAUUGGCCAAAAACAUUUUUUUCUUUCAACUUACUCCAUGAAACGCAUUGCUUGUGAAAUGAGAUUUGCAAGUGGAGGUACUUUGCACAGUCAAAGAAAGAACUUGCAUCUGUUUAAAAAAACUCCCCUAUUUAUUUACAUCUUCCCCCAAAGCACAAACUUUUCAUCAAAUGUCAAGUUUUCGUGUGUAUCCCACUGUAUCUCUUUGAUAUAAUGCUUAUAUUAACUGUACAUUACCUUUGCUGGAAAAAAAAGUAGAUUUUUUAUGUCCCAAAAGAGUUUCCAUGCUCAAUAUACUAUCAUCAUCUGUUCCAGAAGGGUGUGCUGCUGUUCCUAGACUUGCAGAAUAUAGCUGAUUAUACAUGAAAUAUGUUUCCCUUUUCUACCCUUUGUAUUUAAUUGUAUUUCAUAAAUCUUGCUGUCAAAUAUUUCAGGAGAAAAACACAAUAAUUAAAACUCAGUAUUGGAAAAGACACCAAGAAGAUGUUGAAGCACAACUGAAAGCUGGGCUGGCUUUGAUGUUUCAAAGAAAAAAGGAAUUCCUCUCAUUCAUUUUGUUAUGCUGCUGAAUUUCCCACAUUCUGAACAGUUUCUGAAUUGCAUUUAAAGGAUUCAAUAUUAAAUGAAGCUCUAAUAUGUCUGCAUUUUAAUACAUUGGGGAAAUGUGCUAAAGGAAUAAACCUAAAUUCAGGCUGUAUCAGUGCAUCAUGCAAGGUUCAGAGAUUAACUGACUUUGGUUUCAAGUUGCACACAGGAAAAAUUGCAAUUAGGAAUCUUAAAUCUAGGACAAAUAAGGCAAAAUGCAGAGAGAAAACAUAAAACCAACAAAAUUCAUUGCAGAAUUCAGACAACUUUUGCACUGCAGGAGGAACACCUGCACAAGAAGUGAAAUGCACCUUUUUGGAGCAGAGAACAGAACCUUUUGAAACACAUUCUCUAAUCCCUGGCCUUCCACAAACAAUUGCUGAGGUUCACAGCCAUUAAAUUGUUUUUUUUCCUAUUCUGAUUUGCAACAGCAAUUCUGGCCAGAAUGGAUGGUAAUUUAGAUGAUCCCUGAGGAAAUAAAAGUUAGCCACAGUUAUUAGUGCUGAAAACCACAUUUACCUAAGGGCUGCUGAGAGUUAUCAGGAAAUCUGUCCUGUUGCUCAUGAAAAUUGCCUUUUCUGACCUUAAAAUGUACUAAUACAUGACAAAACCUCAGCAAGACCAUUGAAAAUUGGUCUAAAAAUGGUGGUGACUGUAACAACAAAAAUGUUUGGUAAAAAAUAAAGAACA